Molecule: messenger RNA, 1779 nt
Organism: Diatraea saccharalis (sugarcane borer)
Lineage: Eukaryota; Metazoa; Arthropoda; Insecta; Lepidoptera; Crambidae
Source: the annotation of a GenBank genome assembly
GGGUCUAAGUAGACGGGUAAUGGUGUUGCGCAUCGGUAGUACUCGGCAUAGUUGUCGUCAUUCGACGCUAUGGCUCUACGCUCGCAACUCCUGCGCAAAGUAUACAAUGCCACUAAUUUACGCAAUCUCCACGAAUUAAACAAAAAGGAACGCGCAGGAGUUGCGAAACUAAGAGAAGUUUUAGAGGAUCGUCUCCAGGAGAUAAAAAAAGCAAAAACUUGGAAACAUGAGAGGGUGCUCACGUCUCCUCAGCAAGCUACGGUGACUGUUCAAGGCGCAAAAGGCGAAUAUUUGAAUUUCUGUGCUAAUAAUUAUUUAGGAUUUUCUAAUCACCCGGAAGUGGUAGAGGCGGCGAAGCAGAGCCUCACCAAAUAUGGCGCGGGGCUCAGCUCAGUACGAUUCAUUUGUGGGACACAAACAUUGCAUAAAGAAUUAGAACAGCGCUUGGCACAAUUCCAUGGACGUGAAGAUGCCAUCUUGUACGGGUCAUGUUUUGACGCUAACGCGGGAUUGUUCGAGUCCAUGCUGACUCCCGAGGACGCGGUCUUCUCUGACGCUCUCAACCACGCCUCCAUCAUUGACGGCAUUCGGCUCUGCAAAGCGCAGAAAUACCGGUACCCACAUAGAGACCUCAAUGAAUUGGAGCAUCUUCUAGCCCAUAGCGAAGCCCGCAUAAAGUUAAUAGUGACUGAUGGGGUGUUCUCUAUGGAUGGAACGGUAGCUCCAAUAAAAGGCUUACGAGAUUUAGCAGACAAGUACAGAGCAUUGCUGGCGGUAGACGACAGCCAUGCUACUGGUUUCUUCGGAGACACAGGACGGGGUACAGAGGAGUAUUGCGGCAUGUUGGGUGCAGCUGACAUAAUCUGCUCGACACUAGGCAAGGCGGUGAGCGGCGCGUCCGGCGGUUACACGACGGGCCCUAAGCAACUCAUCACCCUAUUGAGGAACGUCUCUAGACCGUAUCUGUUCUCGAAUUCACCACCACCUCCUGUUGUAGGAGCUUCUUUAAAGGCCCUAGAGCUGGUGGAGACUGGAGAAGAGCUUCGUCAACGUCUCCGCGAUAACACAGCACUAUUCAGAACGGGACUGCAGAGUGCGGGACUGACAGUAUCCGGGGAUCAACAUCCUAUAUGUCCCGUUAUGGUGGGGGACGCACCCCUUGCAGUAGAACUAGCUUCUGGCAUGUUAGAGCGUGGUAUCUACGUGAUCGCAUUCAGUUAUCCGGUUGUACCUAAAGGAGGUGCAAGAGUGAGGGUUCAGUUAAGCGCCGCUCAUACACCGCAAGAUGUUGAACGAGCCGUUAACGCCUUCGCAGAAAUCGGAAGAAAAAUAGGUCUAGUUAAGUCAUAAAUAAACACUGAGGACUUUUGAAAUUUAGAACGAAAAAUGUAUCUAUUUUAAAAUCGAAUGCUUGUAUAUUUUAUAAAAUAUCACUAGAAGACUACAAUAUUGUUCACUAUUUUAUUUAAAUAUCGAUUAGCAGUUCAUGAGAUAGUUAGAUAUAUUGAAUGGUAAUUGUGAUCGAAAAAUGUUUGAACAAUUGAGAUACUUUAAUUAAUAACAAGAGUAUAAUAUAGAUACUAUUAUGCAGUAUCCAGCUCGACGGACCAUAGUUUUGUAUGGAAAACUUCAAUAUAAAUUACUGUCAAAUGAAAUACUUAAUAAAAAAACCCUUUAAGCUAAUGUUGAAUCAAUGUUAUUAAUUGUAAAUGUGUAUUGUUAUAGAAAAUAAAUAACUUGUUCCAGUUAUUUUAUAUGUAUAAUUAAAUUCAAUUCGAU